Striga hermonthica is the source of this 1249-nucleotide messenger RNA. The record is from the annotation of a GenBank genome assembly. NCBI's taxonomy places the organism in Eukaryota, Viridiplantae, Streptophyta, Magnoliopsida, Lamiales, Orobanchaceae.
AGGCGCGCUCGAGGACACCCGUUCUCGGCGGACAUACUAGCAGCACCCUUGCCAAAUAAUUACAAGGAUACCAACUUGGUGUUCGAUGGGACUUCUGAUCCGUCGAGACACGUGAGGACAUUUGAAAAUAUGGUUGUGUUGCAUGGAUAUACUGAUCCCGUUAGUUGCAGGGCCUUUUUAUCGACCCUUAGGGGAGGGGCGCUCGACUGGUUCCAACAGCUCCCCCCAGGCUCGAUAGUGGACUUCGAGGAUUUUGCGGAGAAGUUGACAAAUCAAUAUUCGAGCGCGGUGGCUCAGGAGAAAACAUAUUUGACAUUGAUGGCGAUGAGACAAGGCGAGAAGGAGUCACUGCGUAAAUAUGUCGCUCGAUACAAUCAGGCUUGUUUGGAGAUUCCAUCAACGGUCGACGAGGUCAAGAUGGGAGGAUUGAUUAGGAGUUUGCGGGCAGGACCGUGUCGGACUUCCCUGGCUAAGACUCCUGCUCAUACGUAUGAUGAGGUGUUGAGGAGGUGUAGGAAAUAUAUUAAUCUCGAGGAGACCGAGGCGGAGUUUGCCAAACUAGAAGAGUUAGGUCGAGGGGAGUCGAGGAAGGAGAAAGCAGUUUCGCCUAAAAGGAAAGCCUCACCCAAGAGAGAGGGGCGAGCUAAGCAGGAUCGGGGACUAUAUUUCUUGGGACAUAGGGUGAAAGUCCGAACGAACAUGCCAUUGGGAGAAACACUGGGUCGACCCUCCGUGUCGGGGCGGUUAGUCAAAUGGGCGGUCGAGCUGAGUGAAUACACAAUUAUCUACGAGCCAAGGAGGGCGAUUAAGGCUCAAGCGCUGGCUGACUUUAUACAAGAAGGGACGAAGGAGAGCGAGGAGUCUGAAGGGGUGUGGCAAGUGUUUGCAGAUGGAUCAGUGUCGAGGGCUGGAGGUGGCUUAGGCAUCGUACUUAUGUCGCCGAAGGGUGACAUCCUGGAGUUCGCAAUCAAGGUGGCCUACCAGAUAUCAAAUAAUGAAGCGGAAUACGAAGCGGUCAUUAAGGGACUCAAACUGGCCUUAAGUGGCGGAGCUCGAGCAGUGCAGGUGCAUUCAGACUCACAAUUGGUGGUGGAUCAAUUCCAGGAAGGGUUCGAGGUCCGGGAGGAAAGGAUGAUGAAGUAUGUGGAGGAGAUAAUGAAGCUGCAGGGAGAGUUUGAUUCUUUCGAAUUAAUCCAGAUACCUCGAGGAGAAAAUGGUCGAGCGGAUCUGUUAGCUAAAAUGGCACAAA